Messenger RNA from Schistosoma guineensis, 194 nucleotides. The record is from the annotation of a GenBank genome assembly. Lineage: Eukaryota; Metazoa; Platyhelminthes; Trematoda; Strigeidida; Schistosomatidae.
UGACUAAACGAGGCUGUCCGUUUACUACUACUACUACUACUACUACUACUACUACUACUACUACUACUACUACUACUACUACUACUACUACUACUACUACUACUACUACUACUACUACUACUACUACUACUACUACUACUACUACUACUACCACUACCACUGCUACUACUACCACAUUAUCUGGCCUAAAUUAA